Benincasa hispida (wax gourd) is the source of this 1107-nucleotide messenger RNA. The record is from RefSeq and is a predicted model, not a curated record. Lineage: Eukaryota; Viridiplantae; Streptophyta; Magnoliopsida; Cucurbitales; Cucurbitaceae.
AUGCACCGUAUAAUUCGUGCCCUUGAAGUACGUGUUCUCCCACCGUUUCUUGUUUAUGAAGGUGACAAUUGUCAUGCUGAGGGUGAUGUUGGCCACGAUCAUGGUGAUGCUGGCCAUGAUCAUAGUGAUGCUGCCAAUGAUCAUGUUGACGAGGGUGACGACGAGGGUAAUCAUGACAUCCAUAGUGAAGGUGAUCAUGGACACUAUGACCCCCAUAAGCAGAACUGGGUGAUGAUGAGGUUUAAGGGAGUUGCGGUAUUUUCGAAGGUAGAUCUAAGAUCGGGGUACCAUCAGCUGAAGGUGAAAGAGACGGAUGCCCCUAAGACUGCAUUCAGAACCCGAUAUGAACACUUUGAGUUUUUGGUGAUGCCUUUUGGCUUAACAAAUGCUCCGGCUGUGUUUAUGGAUUUGAUGAAUAAGAUAUUCCACGCUUAUCUCGACCAGUUUGUCAUAGUCUUUAUUGAUGAUAUUCUGGUAUAUUCAGGUAACAAGGAGGAGCAUGCUAACCAUCUGAGAAUAGUAUUAUGGACAUUGCGAGAAAAGCAGUUGUACGCCAAGUUCAACAAAUGUGACUUCUGGCUAGAUCAGGUACCAGUUUUAGGGCAUGUAGUUUCUGCAGCUGAAGUUAAACCCGAGAGACAGAGACCCACAAGAUUACUCAACCCGCUCCCAAUACCCGAGUGGAAGUGGGAUCAUGUAAUGAUGAAUUUCUUGUUUGGAUUGCCUAGUACGCCUUUGGGGCAUGAUGGAAUCUGGGUAAUAAUUGACAGGCUAACUAAGACGGCCAAGUUUAUAUCAGUAAGAGUUACCUUUACCUUAGACCAGUUGGCUAAGAUUUUAAAGGAAGUUGGGAUGCACAACCACCAUUGGUCGAGUUUGCGUAUAACAAGCAACAAUUAUUACUCGAGCAUAGGCAUGGCCCCGUACGAAGCAUUGUAUGGCAGACCAUGCAGGACCCUAGUAUGUUGGAAUGAAGUUGGGGAACGAAAACUUUUGGGUCCAAAAUUAGUGCAACAAACAACAGAUACUGUGAAGCUUAUCAGGGAAAACUUGAAGACAGCUCUAGACAGGCAAAAGACUUAUCCUGAUAAGCAGAGGAGAGAUUAG